AGAGAAAUUUUUUUUUUCCCUUUGCAACAAAGAAAUAUUUACAGUGUGUGUGAUGCAAAAAUACAAGGAAAAUAUACUUGUGGUAACAUUUUCUUUCGUUGUAGACGUAGUAAUUAAAAAAUUAAAAAUCACACAUUUUGCACCAUAGAAAAAGGCUAGGCUGAAAACAACAAAGGAAGCAGCAAUCCUCUCUUAGUGAGUAGAGUAAAUGGUUUUGUAAUCAUAAGAAAUACUUUUCUGCUCAAACUUUCACUGUUUUUAUUUUUUAUUUUUUUGUAAUAUAAAUCAAAAUGCACCAUUAAUUCUGGCCAUGAUACAAAUGCGGUAAUUUACCAUGAUCGAAGAAUGGACUGCAAAUGGUCUAUUCUACAUUGUAUCGCUCUGGAGAUAACGAAACAUUUUUAAGAACUUGCUAUAUGUUAUUUUUUCUGUAUUUUCAUAUUUUAUUCAUUGAAAAGUGAAUUAACAAUGCAGAGAACACCAACUUGUGAGAAUUGUCAGAAGAACUAUGAGCUUAGAGACUUUCGUCCCAUUGGUCCAAGAAUACCACUAAUGCUACCUUGUGGGCAUACCUUUUGUGAAGGAUGUAUAGUAAAAGCUGUGAAGAUAAACGAAAUUUACUGUUUUACUUGUAAGGAUCCUAUUUUGUUGGAGCCUAAUGGAGAAAGUGGUGUUAAAAAUCUGCUGCCAAAUAUUUAUUUGCUUGGAAUUUUGUUAUACAAUCGCAGGAUGGCUCUUGGAAGCUCUGAACGUAAGCCUGGAGGACCUGUUAGUACUUUCAAUGGUAUUGGAAAUGUAUUACGCCGAAAGAAGCUUGAUCAAGUUUCUUUUUCGGACGGUGUUCAAUCAGCUGGCAUAGCUGAUGAAGAAGCACAACAAGAUAAAGAGCAACCUAUGUGCGAUGAAUGUUCUGUCAAAUAUGCAACAUGUCAGUGCAAAAACUGUGAUAACAAAUUUUGUGAUGCAUGCUUUUUACAAGUCCACAAGUCUUCCAAAAUGUUAAACAAGCAUUCUCCUCUUCCACUGGAAUAUCCAAGUGAAGAAGAACUAUCCUGCGUUACUCAUGGGAGAAAUCUUGAAUUCUUUGAUAAAGAUAUCAAUGAGCUUUUGUGUGCAAUGUGCAUCAUAUCAGAUAGAUGUAAGGGGCAUGAAAUAAUUCCUGUAUCUGAAAUGGAGGAAAAGGCUUCUGAUGAGCUUGUGGUAGCUGCCAGUAAAGUAAAAGAUGUUUUCACAUGGCUGUCACAUUCAAGCAAGGUCCUUACUUGUGCAUUACCUGGAGAAGUAAUGGAAGCAAAUUAUUUAUUUUCGGAAAUACAUGAAAAAUUUACUGCAUGUCAUACACUCCUGUUGAAACGACAAAUUGAGUUAAUGAACGAAGCAUCUGACUGUCUAGUGAAGCAUGGAGGCAUUAACCACACACUGCAAGAAGUCUCUAAACAAGCAAAAGCUGUAUCCGCAGCAUUAAAAGAGUAUGAGAUGUCUAAAGAAGAUACAAGAGUCAUGAAACUUAAAUCUAACAAGUUUUUAGAGACAUUUAAAGAAUAUGCUAGCAUACCAUGCAUUAUACAAGAAGAGGGCUGUCACAAUUCUGCAAAUGUCAGAUUUGAAAUAUCUGACGAGACCAUUACAGCACUUGAAACAUUUGCUAAUAUCGAAGGCCAAGUAUUGGAAAGGUAUCAUUUAAAAUCGAUUGAUGAAAUUUCGGAGGAGGUAAAGGAUCAAAUAAAAUCUAGUUACUCAAUGUCUUCAUCAGAAGGAAGGUAUGAAGUUAAAGAGAAUGAGAUAUUAAAUGAACAAACCCUGCUUGAUACAAGCAAGAUCUCUAAAUUUUCUAUUAUGUCAGGUUAUCAUGAACUUGUGUAUGUCACACACAUUAAAGAUCCAUCGGAAUUUCAAGUACAAAGAGCAUCAGACAAAGAUAGAUUAAAUGUGCUGAUGACAGCAUUAAAUAAAUAUUGCAGACAUUCUAACUCUCCUAAAGAUCUUGUCUACAAAACAGAGGAAGGUCAACUUCUUUGUGCACAAUUUCUUGCUGACAACAACUGGUACAGGGCAAGAGUCAUCAAUGUCACAUCGAAUGUAUGUCCAGAUAUUAUCCCCACUUGGCAGAAUGGUUUAUGCAUUAAAGUACUUUAUAUUGAUUAUGGCAAUACAGAGUGGUUACCAUUAAAUAGAUUAAGGCAAAUAAAAAAUCAGUUCUUGGAAAUACCUGAAAUGGCAGUGUCAUGUUCAUUGACAGAUAUUGUGCCACCAUUUAAGGAAGUAGCGUGGCCUGAAAGGUCCAUUAAAGCAUUCACUUCAAUAACCGGAAAUCAACCUUUAUUGAUGAAUGUCAGAGGUAGAAGUUCUGGCAAAUUGUAUGUCGACCUAAGAAAACCGGAAGGCGACGAGGAGGCAGCUUUAGAAGAUGAUCGUCCCAUCUCUGUGCGAGAUGCGCUUGUAUUUCUUGAAGUUGCAGUUUUCUUUUCACCAGCUUCACAGCCAAAUGCAGAUGUACACCGCACGUCAAGACAUUACAUAGAUCCGAACCCUCUUGAAAAAGAUGCAUUUGUAGAUGUCACUGUAACCCAUGUCGAAAACCCUCACCAUUUAUUUAUUCAAAGGCUUGAUUCGAGUAUUUUGGAUGAGCAAAAACAUCUCUGCAAACUUUACACUGGUAGGAACAAAAAGGUCUGGCAAAUCGACUGGCCAUACAAAGAUCUUGUCUGUGCAGCCAAAUUCUCUGUUGAUCAAUCUUGGUAUCGAGCUGUUGUUCGAAAGGUUCACUUGGAUGAUUCUGUAGAUGUCCAGUUUGUUGAUUAUGGCAACAUAGAGAACUUAAAGUUUGAUGACGUGAAGAAGAUUCCACAAAUGUAUCUGGCAUUGCCAAAGCAGUGCUGGCCUGUAAAGCUACAUAAUGUCGAUAUGUUGGACGCUGAAGAUGAAUGGAACACAGGUGCAAAGUUAUUAUUGGAGGAAUUUCUGAACAAACCAUUUGUGACAGUUGUUAAAGACAUAGACGUGAAUGGAAUAGCUAGUAUUGAGCUGUUCGACACGUCCACCAAUGAAGAUGUUAACAUAAAUCAUUUGCUUAUCAGAAAAGGUCUUGUAAAAGGAUUGGGCGAAAGUGCUGAACUGGCAUACAAUGUAGAAGAAAAGAAUAUACAGAUGGUUUCGCCGACUGAUACUGCUGUACCUUCAAAUCAAAUGACUACAAGCGAAAACAGUGUUUCGCCAUUGCUUUCACCUUCAAAGUGUAAUGAUAAACAGAAAGCGAGGUCGUCGAAUAGAGUUGACGUUGUUAGACAUUAUUUACCAGCAGUCUUACCAAGAAAGAAUGAAUUUUCAGCGACUGGUGUAUAUGUUGAUGAUGACGGCCUUAUUUACAUGCAUACUUUUGGAAGUGAUGAGUUGCUAAAUGGAAUAAUGGCAGAUUUAAAUAAUUCAAAAUUCAAAGUACAUCCGAAAUCCACCGCAGAACUAUCAAUAGGCCAAGCAUGUGUAGGGAAGUAUUCAUUAGAUGGUUGGUGGUAUCGCGUUGAAAUACUUGCUAUCAUAGACGAAUUCAGGGUAAAGGUUGCGUUUGUUGAUUUUGGAAACAGUGAAGAAACAACAGUUAACAAUUUGUGUGAUGAAGGGAAACACAUGGAUGCACCUGCGCAGUGUAUCUGCGUCAAGUUAGCUAACAUAACUCCUAACUCAGAGGAUGGACGUUGGUCUAAGCAAGCUAUCGCCUUUUUAAGACGAAAGCUUGAUGGCCACAACUUUUUUGUUAAAAUGCAGGAUGUUGAUAAUAAAAUCUCUCCUUACGAAGUGCAAAUCAAACUGCAAGACAAAACGGACAUUGGAAAAGAAUUGUUAUCCUUAUCCCAUGCCAUCCAAUCAACUGGAGAAAUGGAUAAUAUAAACAGUUUCGUUAAAAUUCUACAAGCAGCUGACGAUUCAGAACUUAACGGGGACGUUGCGAAGUCGGGGACUGAAAGCUCCGAAGAAACGUUAUUGGAUGACUUACCAAAUCUUCAACAAGUUUUACCUGUGCUCUCACCAACAGUUCAAGCCAUUCACCAUUCUGCUUAUUUAUGGUACACAGAGCAGCAGUUACCUAAACAAGGAGUCCUCUUCGACGUACAGGUAACACAGGUUAAUCAGCCUGAUCUCGUGUAUAUACAGCGUAAUCCGCCGAAUGAAGAUGAAGAAUUGUUUGCUGACGACUCAUCUGAUCAAACUGCAGCGAACGCUUAUGCGGAAAUCGAACAGCUUUACGCUGUUUCAGAUUUGAUUAAUUCGAAAGAGUAUUUAAAUAAAAGCUCCCCUGCGCUCCCAGAACUUCAAAUUGGAAUGGCUUGUGUUUGUAAGUACUCAGUCGAUGAUUGGUUUUACCGAGCAAGGAUCGAAAGCAUCAACAAAGACAACAAAACUGUUGAUGUCGUUUUCGUUGAUUAUGGAAACGCUGAAACCGUCGACGUAAAUACCAUUAAGCCACUGUCCGCAGACUUGAUUAACUUGCCUAUGCAAGCCAGUCUUGUUUAUAUUGCUGGUGUGAAGCCUCUUCACAAUUCAACAUCGACAAAAAACAAAAACAAGUGGUCCAGUGAAGCAAAGAAAAACUUUUUUGUUAUGGUCGCCAAUAAAAGAAUGAUAGCGCAAAUUGUGGGAACUUACGAAGGGUUACCGAAGAUACAUCUCUAUGAUCGCUGCUUAAUGGAAGAUUCGGAAACUGGCGAAACGAAUGAUGUUUUGAUUGGAAGUGUUAUGGCAGAAAAUAAAAUUGCUGAGUUCGAGUUAGAUGAAAUGGAAUCUAAGAUUGCUCAAUGUCCUACCUGAGUGCGAGUAAUGGCAAUCAGCAGUUGGAAUGAUGAAGAAGUUACGCUAUUCCAACUGGACUCUUACAACUUAUAACUGUACAAAUUGUCUUUUUGUGUUUGUUUCUUCUUGUUGUCGUUGUUUUUUUAGAUUUUAUGUCCAUAAAAAGGAUUAGAUAUAUUUUGUACGUUUUUAAACUGACCAUGUAUAUAUAUUUUUUCGUUUAUCGUUAAAGCGGAGCUGUUUAAAAAUAUUGAGGGAUAAAGUU
Messenger RNA from Hydractinia symbiolongicarpus, 5050 nucleotides. RefSeq names its product tudor domain-containing protein 1-like. NCBI's taxonomy places the organism in Eukaryota, Metazoa, Cnidaria, Hydrozoa, Anthoathecata, Hydractiniidae. The record is from RefSeq and is a predicted model, not a curated record. Gene Ontology annotation, molecular function: zinc ion binding. The coding region runs from base 469 to 4803 and encodes 1444 amino acids. The transcript has 36 exons.